Molecule: messenger RNA, 624 nt
Organism: Amoebophrya sp. A25
Lineage: Eukaryota; Dinophyceae; Syndiniales; Amoebophryaceae
Source: the annotation of a GenBank genome assembly
GGAGAAGACGAUCAAGUAGAGGGCGAGGAGGAUGGAGCGGAUAAGAUCUCCGAUCUCCAGCUCAUAGAGGAGGUAGAACAAUUGCUGCAUGAUAAUUUCAACCGAUUGAAGACUGCAACCGCCAAAGAACUCAAGAAAGUCCACGUCAGAAGCGGGAUCGUUAAGGCGCAGGAAGAGUGGUCAAAGUAGUGGUAGUGCCCGUGAGUGAAAACUGAAUAGAGGUAGACCUUCGUUUUUUGGAAAGAAGUUGUCUCAGACUCAGAUGCCGCAUACUCAAGAGUGAAGCAGGAGUCUGACUAAGAGGAUACACACUUCUCAGGUGUGAUGCAGUCUGUCUAGCAGUCUGUCUAAGAUGUAGAUGACAGCUUUGUGGUCUCAGAUGCAGCAUAUUAUUUGGAAUUUCUCGUGAAAUGAUCUAUAAAUUAGAGCAUACUGACUUUUCUGCAGGAAGUGCGAAGGCGAGGAAGGUUUAUUCUCACAGCAGCGCCUACUAUGAUCAUUGGUGCUGGCUCUAUUGUUCCUCCUUGCUUCUGGGGGUCUUUUUAGUGAAGAGAAAUCGCUUCUUUCUAAGCUAUUGAAGAAGAAAUGCGACGAAGUGUCGCGUAGAUGUCUGUCUACUUUGGA